AUGGACAAAUUUAAAGCCGAAGCAGACAGACUCACUCAAGCCGGAAUUUGGAAACCAGUAAAAUUCAGCAAUUGGGCAUCCCCAAUCGUGCUCGCUCCUAAGCCAGGUGGCGAUAUUCGUAUUUGUGGCGAUUUUAAACAGGCAGUCAACGCACAAAUCGACGUCGAACAGUAUCCGUUACCAACAAAAGAAGCUCUAUUUCACAUCAUUCGUCAUGGUAAGCAGUUCAGCAAGAUAGACCUCAAGGAUGCCUAUCUCCAGAUGGAAUUAGAUGAGGCUUCGAAGGAAAUCAUGGUGGUAAACACUCCACUGGGCCUUUUUCAAUAUCAGCGUCUUCCUUACGGGAUUGCAAGCGCACCAGCUAUCUUCCAAAGAUACCUCGAGCAACUUCUAAAAGGAAUAGAAGGUUGUGGCAACUAUUUAGAUGACAUCAUCAUCUCAGCACCUACAAGCGAGGAACAUCUGAACCGAAUCGACCGAGUUCUCCGCACUCUUCAAGAGAACGGCAUCAGAUGCAAACGGCAAAAAUGCUUCUUUUUCAAGGACGAAAUAGAAUACUUAGGGCGAAGAAUCAGCGCAAACGGCAUUCUCCCAGACAGUUCAGGCUUGGAGGCUUUGGCUGCUCCAUUGAAUCAACUUCGCAGAAAAGACGUAGCCUUCUUUUUUGGUCCACAACAGCAGCAGGCUUUUACAGCGCUUAAGUCCCACAUCAUUAACGCAACGCAGCUAGCUCACUUUGAUGAAAAAUUACCGCUAGUGCUCGCUACAGAUGCCUCAUCCUUUGGCAUCGGGGUAGUCCUUUCGCAUCUUCAGCCAGAUGGCGGAGAGAGACCCAUUGUUUUCGCAUCUAAAACGCUCGACAAGCACCAGGUUAAAUACAGCCAAAUCGAAAAGGAAGGACUUUCCAUAAUAUUUGGAGUAAAGCGUUUUCAUCAAUACCUUUAUGGCAGAAAGUUUAUCCUAAUCACAGACCACAAGCCGCUUGUAACCAUUUUUAAUCCAGGCAAGCAUCUCCCGUUGAUGACGUCAAACAGGCUACAACGUUGGGCUAUUAUUCUCAUGGCCUACAACUUCGAUAUCCAGUAUCGAUCCACAUCUGCUCAUGGUAAUGCAGAUGCUCUUUCACGCCUCCCAGUGGGUACAGAUCCAGACUUCGACAAAGAAGAGGAAGCUUGCCACAAUGUAGUCGAAGUAUCACCACCGAUAAAUUCCGAGCAAAUUCGCAACCACAUGGACAAGGACAAAGUUCUCAAACAGGUCCUGCAGUACGUAUCUAUAGGAUGGCCAGAAAAACUCCAGCCAGGCAACGAAGCCCUAUUGCCUUACUUUAACCGGAAGUUUGCUCUUACAAUUAACAAACAAUUGCUUUGCCUACACACAGACGCAAAUCGUAUUAUAAUUCCAGCCAGUCUACGUGCCCAUAUCCUAAAACUCUUACAUGAAGGCCAUUGGGGCAUUAUUCGAAUGAAGCAGUUGGCAAGACAACAUGUUUGGUGGCCCACCAUAGACGAUGACAUCAAAAGCCUUGCUCAGUCUUGUAGCAUCUGCAAGUGCAACAAUCCUGCACCACCAAGAGAGUACCAAAGUUGGCCAGCAGCAACAACAGCAUGGGAGCGAAUUCACAUCGACUUCGCCGGUCCAAUCUUUGACGCUAUGUGGCUCAUAUGCGUGGACGCGUACUCGCAGUUCCCAUUUGUCAUCCAAAUGUCGUCUACAACAACCGCCAACACGAUCGCUGCACUUUCUUCGAUUUUCGCCAUCGAAGGAUACCCGAAAACCAUGGUUAGCGACAACGGUCCUCAGCUUACAGCUGACGCCUUCGAAGAAUUCUGCAAACUGCACGGUAUAAAGCAUAUUACCACAGCACCGUUUCAUCCAGCAUCCAACGGAUUAGCAGAGCGAUUUGUACAGACAUUUAAAUUCGCAGUCAAGAAGAACCUCAAAGACGGUAUACCACUUAGGGAAGCUGUAACAAAAUAUCUUUCUUCUUACAGGUUCACUCCAAACGCCCAAGGUAAAACUCCUGCCGAGUUAAUCCACGGUCGACCAGUCCGCACCGUGCUUAGUCAACUUUUCGAGCAGCCUGUCGAGAAUAAACGGACAAUCACCAAGUACAUCUCUAAUCAAAUGGUAUACGCUCGAAACUAUUCAAGGGAAGAAAAGUGGAUUGAAGGCAUUAUCGACCGUCCAGUUGGAAAAAUGCUGUUCAUUGUUCGCACGUCAAAUGGUUACAUCAAGCGCCAUUUCAACCAGCUAAAACCGAAGUUGUCAGCAAACCACUCAAUCAAGAGACCUCCAGAGUUUUGGUGGAUUCCUGAACUGCCAAAGCCAUCCUGCAAUCAAGAAAUACAGCAACAAGAUCGACCGCUAACUCCGCCAGUUGUUCAGCAAUCUGAUCCUGUUCCUGUUUCUCGUCCUCCUGAACGCGCAGCAGAGCCUACCCAGCAGCCGAGGCAGAACCAAUCUACACGACGUCUUUCAGGCAUACCAGUACGCCAAAGCAGCCGUGUUCGCCAGGAAGUCGAUCGUUUUAAGCCAAAGGACUUCAGAAAAACUAAGCAUAUAAAUAGUUCUUAA
This is a messenger RNA of Drosophila elegans, 2577 nucleotides long. RefSeq lists its product as uncharacterized. The transcript is spliced from 2 exons. The record is from RefSeq and is a predicted model, not a curated record. Lineage: Eukaryota; Metazoa; Arthropoda; Insecta; Diptera; Drosophilidae. Gene Ontology annotation, molecular function: nucleic acid binding. Gene Ontology annotation, biological process: DNA integration. Bases 1 to 2577 code for a protein of 858 amino acids.